Uncinocarpus reesii 1704 is the source of this 1611-nucleotide messenger RNA. RefSeq lists its product as uncharacterized. Gene Ontology annotation, biological process: regulation of DNA repair; DNA-templated DNA replication. The transcript has a single exon. Gene Ontology annotation, cellular component: nucleus. Bases 1 to 1611 code for a protein of 536 amino acids. NCBI's taxonomy places the organism in Eukaryota, Fungi, Ascomycota, Eurotiomycetes, Onygenales, Onygenaceae. The record is from RefSeq and is a predicted model, not a curated record. Gene Ontology annotation, molecular function: enzyme activator activity; DNA binding; ATP hydrolysis activity.
AUGUCAUUUGAGUGCCCUAUCUGUGGCAGACCAGUGAGGCAAACCAAAAUCAACGACCACAUUGACUCAAAUUGCAAGGAUUUCAUCGAAGUGGUGGACGGGAGUGAAUCGUCCUCCCAGAAUACGGCCCCAUUCUCUGAUUUCUUCCAACCUCUGGCAAAGAAAUCAAGCUUGAAAUCGAUACCAAAAGCGGUCGCUAGCGGAACCCCCGGUCAACCCUUUCAGGGCGCGAAGAGAAACCUUCCCAUUGAAGAGCGGGGAGCCACCCAAGCUUCCAAUAGCGACGAUGCUGAAUCUGCAGUCCCUUCCGCCGAUCGCUCCGAACGUCGUAUCAAGAAGCCAAAGCCAGCGAAUGCUUUCGAGAAGGCGGCACCGCUCGCGGAGCGUAUGAGGCCACGAACGUUGGAUGAAGUCUGCGGGCAGGAACUAGUGGGGCCUAAUGGAGUGCUUCGCGGUCUCAUAGAGACAGAUCGGGUGCCGAGCAUGAUACUAUGGGGCGGAACAGGGACAGGCAAGACAACUAUCGCUCGAGUGAUAGCGACCAUGGUGGGCAGUCGUUUUGUGGAGAUCAACAGCACCAGCUCAGGUGUGGCGGAGUGCAAGAAGAUUUUCGCAGAGGCGAGGAAUGAGCUUGGUUUGACGGGCCGAAAAACAAUAAUCUUCUGUGACGAGAUCCAUCGCUUCUCGAAGUCGCAGCAGGAUGUAUUCCUUGGUCCUGUGGAAAACGGUCAAGUGACCCUCAUCGGGGCUACGACUGAGAACCCAUCUUUCAAGGUUCAAAAUGCGUUACUAUCACGAUGUCGCACGUUUACUCUCUCAAAAUUAACCGACAGUGACAUCAUCUCCAUCCUUAACCGUGCACGAGAGGUUGAAGGCCCAAACUAUUCGCCCACGGAUCUGGUGGAUGAAGAGCUGGUUGCCUACCUGGCGGCAUUUGCUGACGGUGAUGCGCGGACGUCGCUCAAUUUGCUAGAAUUAGCGAUGGAUUUAUCCAAACGCCCGGGAAUGACCAAAAGUGAGCUAAAAAAGGGACUGACCCGUACAUUGGUCUAUGAUCGGGCGGGGGACCAACACUAUGACACCAUAUCUGCUUUUCACAAGUCAAUACGGGGAAGUGAUCCUGACGCCGCUCUAUAUUACCUCGCGCGAAUGAUACAAUCCGGGGAGGACCCACUCUACAUUGCACGGCGGCUGAUUGUCAUUGCUUCGGAAGACGUUGGACUUGCAGACAACUCAAUGCUUCCUCUUGCCACAGCGGCGUACACGGCGGUGGAAAAGAUCGGCCUACCAGAAGCUCGGAUCAACCUUGCCCACGUUACAGUUGCCUUGGCGUUGUCUCAAAAGAGCACGAGAGCGUAUCGAGGAUUGGGCAGCGCAUUUGCGGCUCUUCAAGAACCUGGUGUUGCUGGGUUGCCUAUUCCGAUUCAUUUACGGAACGCACCCACGAGACUCAUGAAAGAGCUGGGAUAUGGCCAAGAGUACAAGUACAACCCAGACUAUGUGGAUGGAAAAGUUGCCCAAACCUAUUUACCGGACAGAUUGCAGGGCCGUCAAUUUCUUGAAGACCGCGAUCUUGGGACUCGUGUUGACCCUGAACUCCCAGAACCGUGA